CAGGCAAGUGGCCAUGGUCGCCCGCCAUUGUCGCCAUCGAUCAAGCGAGGCUUCGACGGCCCGUCCCAUGCGUUACUUCGUACCAGAAUAGGAGCCUGCUCGCUGAAUGGUACUCCGCGGACCGAAGAGUAACCUUACGUGUUAAGCUCAGCGUGCCGCGGAGACGCAUGUGACCACUGCAUCCGUCAGCAUGGGCAUGGCCGCAGCCAUGGGUAAGACUGCAGCCACAGGCGGCCGCGCAUGGGCGUGACAGUCAAUAAAGCUACAUAAGCUGCGUGCGGCGUGAUGAGCUCAGCUCCACGACCCACUCACGACUCGCCAUGCGCAUCCUCCUUCUCAGUUUGCUGGCGUUUGCCACCGCCCAGGUGGACACCAAUUCGAACGUUCCCCGCGACGGUAUGGAAGGCCAGCCGCCCCAGCUGCCUAUGCGCGACAUUGCGGCCAACGUGAUCCGGGAUGCAAGUGCCCAGCUAACCACCCGCGCCGUCGAGAAGCGCGACGCCUCCGGCCGGUGCCCCGCCGGCCAAACGCCCGUCCCCAACGGCGUGCCGUCUACGCCCAACGGCUGCGGUCCCGAGAAGUUCGAAGGCCUCGUCCCCGAGCUCUGGUUCAACGCCUGCUGCGGUCAGCACGAUAUCUGCUACGGCGACUGCCCACGCAGCAAGGCCGAGUGCGACAGCGCGUUCCUGACAUGCAUGAACGCGGCUUGUGACAAGGAGUUUCCCGGCACAUGGUCCGCCAAGCGUCUCGGGUGCCGUGCCAAGGCUGGCCUCUACUGGGGCGCGGUCAAGAUUGGGGGGCGUAGCUCGUUCGAGGGCGGCACAGAGGAUCACUGUACGUGUGUUGCGGCGUGAUGUAUGUUGUAGUGGAUGGAGUAAUGCUGCGCGGCGCAGUGCGAAAA
Molecule: messenger RNA, 901 nt
Organism: Cutaneotrichosporon oleaginosum
Lineage: Eukaryota; Fungi; Basidiomycota; Tremellomycetes; Trichosporonales; Trichosporonaceae
Biological process (GO): lipid catabolic process; phospholipid metabolic process; arachidonate secretion
Cellular component (GO): extracellular region
Molecular function (GO): calcium ion binding; A2-type glycerophospholipase activity
Source: RefSeq, a predicted model, not a curated record